Messenger RNA from Rotaria sp. Silwood1, 3222 nucleotides. Lineage: Eukaryota; Metazoa; Rotifera; Eurotatoria; Philodinida; Philodinidae. The record is from the annotation of a GenBank genome assembly.
AUGAAUCGUCUUCUUGUUCGACGUUGCAGUAUGUCGUCAAUUGAAGAAGAAGAUGAACCGACGACAUCCGAUGAACUAACAAUUCAACCUGAAAAAUUACAAUUAUCGUCGUCACAAAAUUAUCAACAAUUACAUCAUUCACCAUCAAUUCCUGAUUGGGAUUCGGAAUUAUCGGAAUCGGAACAAGAAUUUGAUGAUAAUGAUGAUGAUCUUGAAGAGAAUGGUGAAGAACGAGCUGCUAAUCGAGCUUUACAAAACUUUAUACAAACAUGUUCAAGAACACAUAAAACUCAGAUUAAUGGUACAGAUGGUUCAUAUUCACCGUCUUCAAUUCAUUUGUAUGACGAAGACGAUUCCGCUGAACUUGACGCAAUUAUAUCUGAAUUACGAGAUUUUAAAAUUCAAUUUGAAGAAUGUUCAAAUCAUUCAUUAGUAUCUCAUCAUCAAUCAUCAAUAAAAAAAUCGAAUAAGAUGGAGCAAUCAACAAAUCAUCCGUCGUCGUCAAUAACGUCUUCUUCUUCAAUAUCAAAUACAAAUGGUUGUGUUAAUGAACUUCGUACACUUGAAGAUCAACUUGAAGCUGCUCUGGCCAGUUUAACACUAACAAUUAAUGAUUGUACAACAACCAAUAUAGAUUCUCAACAACAACGUUCAUCUGGUUCAAGUGCUUGUUCAAGUGGACUUGGCGAUGAAAUAACAAAUGAUACAUCGAAUCUUUAUAAUACAUCGAAUACAAAUCACCAAACAACAACGACAACUGUAUCAUUUACAACGAAAAUUCCAACAACAAAUACGACUGAUGAUUGCGAUUCAGCAUUUAGUGAUAGUGGAUCAACCGAUAAAGUUACAUCACCUAAUCAUGACGAAUCUGUAACUUGUCAUUCUAUGGUAGCAAUGACAAGUACAACCAAACAAAUGACAUCAAUAAUCAUCGAUCAAGAUGAUUUGAUUUCAUCUCAUUCUCAACAUCCAUCAAAAUUACUAAUUCGUACAUAUAAUGAUGAUGGUUCAACAAAGAGUAUACUUAUUGAUGAUUCAAUGUCAAUACGUGAUGUUCUCUUUGUACUUGUUCAUAAAAAUCAUCGAGAGCCUGAUAUUGAUUAUGCUCUCGUAGAAAUUUUACCUGAUCUUCAUAUGGAACGUAUUUUUGAAGAUCAUCAAAAAUUAACUGAAGCUAUUCUUAUGUGGCCAACAACUUCACCUAAUCGUCUAAUAUUUACUAAACGAUCAGAAAAAUAUGCUCUUUUUCGAGCAACAACUUCAUUUCUUGUUAAAGAUGAAACAAUGAUCGUUUAUGAUGAAUUAUUAAAAACACCUGAUAUGGAUGGAAUUAUUUAUUUAAAAGAAAAAUCUCGUAAAUCAUGGAAAAAACAUUUUUGUGUUCUUCGUUCAUCAGGUCUUUAUUUUGUACCUAAAGGCAAAAGCAAAAAAGAUCUUGUAUGUUUGGCUAAAUUUGAAAAUGUUGAAUUAUUUUUUGGACUUGGUUGGAAAAAAAAAUUUAAAUCACCUAGCGAUUAUUGUUUUGCACUUAAGCAUCCAUUAAUUCAAAAAAAAAGUUCAAAAUAUAUUAAAUAUAUGUGUGUUGAUACCAAAAAUGAAUUUGAUCGAUGGAUAACAAGUAUUCGUAUUGCUAAAUUUGGACAACAAUUAAAAAUUAAUUAUUUUCUUAUGGAAAAAGCAAUGAAUAUUUAUCGAUCGUCAGGUCGAUUUGCUGCUGUGUGUGCUGCUCGUUCAGGAACAUCGAAUGAACAACAAAAUAAUCGUAAUAAUAACGAACUAUGCUCGUCACCGAUGCCAUGUUCAUCAAUACGUGAUCGACAAGUUCUCAAUCGAAUACCUAUCUUACCAACUAACACCAAUUCUCAUAAUCAAUAUAACAGUACACAUUCACCUAUGUCACCUCAACCAAGUUCUUGUACUAGUAUACUCACAACAAGUACAUUAGCUAGUAAUGAACAUAAUAAUGAACAUGUAGAAGUUGAUGAUAAUGAUGAAAAUUCUCCGAUUAAAUCAGCUAGUUAUAUGGAUGAAUUACGUCAACGACUUGAACGUGUUCUUAAUGAUUCCCCAUCAUCUAUUCAAUCAUCAUCAUCACCACAGACUUCAUUACAACAAACUUCAAUUCCAAUUGAACGUCAUUCAUGUCUUCCUGUUUCAAAAUCGUUUCGUUUUCCUAUUCAAUCUGUACCUAUACAAGUUCAAUCAUCAUCAAUCUAUCGUCCGACUCCUGUAUCACGUUUUCCACUUAAAUCACCAACACCAUCAUCAUUACAAACACAAACCAAUCACUCAAUAUCAUCAUCAACAAAAGGAACUAUUCGUGGGCCAACAUUAAUUACUCCACCAAAAUUAAAAUCAAAUAUCACUACACAAUGUUUAAGUUCAACAGAAAAUUUACGUACAACUAAUACUAACAAUACAAAUCAUCAAACAUUAUCAACAAUAACAACAACAGUUGGUUCAACCCCAUUACCCAGAAAACAAUUACCCUCAUUACAAAUAUUGGAUAGAAAUUUAUCUUAUCGAACAGCAAAUAAUACAAAUACAUAUGGAUAUCAGUAUCAUUUUACGAAUGGAAAUCGUCAUCAUCAACAACAACAACAACAACAGCAACAACAAAUGAGUAAAAGUUUUAUUAUGCCAACAAAACGAGAUGAUAAUCAAAGUGCUAGUUCAUUAUCUGUUGCAUCAAAAUCUGAUUCACUUAAUUUAGAUGAUGCAGAUUUUUCUUUACCAUCACCAACAUUUCUUGAAGAUCUCUCUCAUACAUCGAAAAAUACGAAUAAAAUUCUAUCAAAUUCAACGAAAUCUAAACCAACUGUAAUAAAUAAUAUGCAUAUGAAUCGUUCGAAAUUACCAUCUUCAAUAAAUUCAACACCAUUAAAAAAAGCUACAGCAACAGUUCGUACGAAUAAUCGACCACAACCAGCAUUACCUGUUAAAAGUGGACUCGUUACACCUUCUCUUAAACUUUCAACAUCUAUUUCACAAGCACCUGUACCUAAUAAAUCACUAGUAUCAUCAACCUCAACGAAUUCAUUAAGUAAUAGCAAAACGCCAACAAUAACGACGAAUAAACCUGUUCCACCUGUUCCACCCCGUAAAUCGAGUAUUCCUCGUCCAUCAUUUAAUGGUACUAGUCCAUCUUUCAAACCUCAACCACCACAACGAGGUUCAUCAACGAAUCUUUUUUUUCAUAAACCACAUGUCAGCCAUUUAUGA